AUGACGGGCCCAGACCGGGCUUCGCUCAAUCGCCGCUCUUCCACGCAGCACUACCAGACCUUCGAUACCCCGCCGCCCAAGUCGCGCGGACGACCUAACUCGGGCCAGUCCGAGUCCUCCGCGGACGGUUCACACGAGCACCAUCAUGAGACCGCUGACUCCACCGGAACAUCAUCGCCACUGCCAAAGAGGCAGAUGGCAGUGCUGGCAAUGAUUGCACUGGCGGAGCAAACAGCAUUGAACUCGAUUAGUCCAUACCUCCCGGACAUGGCAUCGACAUUCCCCGAAGUCGAACCGACCCAGGUGGGCGUGUACGUGGGGACCAUUGCUUCAGCUUUUGCAUUGGCACAAUUUGUUACAAACUAUUUCUGGGGCUGGCUCUCGGAUCGCAUUGGUCGCAAGCCAGUGAUCCUGGUUGGCACUUUUUUGACUGCGCUAUGCUUCAUUGCAUUCGGAUUCUGCAAGACACUAGUACAAGCUAUAGCGGUACAAGCCUUAAUGGGUAUGGUCAAUGGAAACCAGGGGUUGGUGUCCACCUGUCUCGGAGAAAUCACCGACCGAAGCAACCAGUCUCAGGCCUUCACCUACCUACCUGUUCUAUAUGGCAUUGGAGGUAUAACGGGUCCUCUCUUGGGAGGAAUGCUCAUUUUCGAGACUAAUCCUUUUACUGGCGACAAAAACCCAUACCCUUACCUUGCCCCGAACGUAUUAUCUGCUGUGGUGCUUUUGAUGGAUUUUGUAUUGACGGCUAUUUUCCUGGAAGAGAGUUUAGAAGACGCAGAUAGUCUUCCAAAGAUCGGCAAAAAGGUGCGCAACCUGUUUACAUGGCUGUGGCAGUUCACCGGGGAUUCCCGCCACCCGACCUACGUGGAGGUGUCGCAAGGACCCCUGGGUAUUCAUGGCCUACGCGACGCAGAGACCGAGGAUCAUGACAGUGAUCUGGACUCUGCGUCGGAAGUGUCAAGCAUCCAUGGCCACCAUGAAGAACUUACGUGGGACGAAAUCUUCACUCGGGAUACAAUCUUGCUCCUCUUGACAUAUUUGAUAUUUGCUUUCUGCAAUGUUUCCUUCAACUCGCUGUUCCCAAUCUUCGCACAAGCCAAGCCUCCGGCUGGACGGUCCCUCACACCAUCCGAGAUUGGCCUUUCUCAAGGAUUCGCGGGGGUUGUGACGAUCAUCUUCCAAAUCUGUAUUUUCAACCGUCUGCGGGACAAGAUGGGCAACCGAUGGUCAUACCGCGCCGGUCUCUUCGGCUUCGUCAUCUCAUUCAUCUUGAUGCCUUUCAUUGGGUACAAGAGCAAAACUGCGGAUGGGGUGACUAGCAAGUCGGCCAUUAUGGCCAUUGAACUGUGCUUUGUCUUGCUGGUCAAGACUAUUGCCUCGGUGGGCGGUCUGACCAGCGCUCUGCUUUUGGUCACAAACUCCGCACCCAAUCACGCUGUCCUAGGCGCUCUGAAUGGUCUUGCACAGACCCUCUCCGCUGCCGGACGUGCCGUUGGCCCAUUCCUCUCCGGAGGAUUAUUCUCUCUGACAGCCAAGAUUCAGCCCAAGGGAGAAGCCCUGGCAUUUGGAGUCUUUGGAGCCGUCUCCUUCAUUGGAUUCAUCAUGAGCUUCGGUAUCCGUGGUCGCUCACUUGAAGCCGACGGCUGGAGUGAGGAUAGCGAUGGCGACAAGUCCGACGAUGACGAGCCAAAUGGUGUUUGA
Messenger RNA from Penicillium paradoxum, 1704 nucleotides. RefSeq names its product MFS transporter. Gene Ontology annotation, molecular function: transmembrane transporter activity. Gene Ontology annotation, biological process: transmembrane transport. Bases 1 to 1704 code for a protein of 567 amino acids. NCBI's taxonomy places the organism in Eukaryota, Fungi, Ascomycota, Eurotiomycetes, Eurotiales, Aspergillaceae. The record is from RefSeq and is a predicted model, not a curated record. The transcript is spliced from 2 exons.